This is a messenger RNA of Halteromyces radiatus, 1708 nucleotides long. RefSeq lists its product as uncharacterized. The record is from RefSeq and is a predicted model, not a curated record. Bases 1 to 1611 code for a protein of 536 amino acids. The transcript is spliced from 4 exons. NCBI's taxonomy places the organism in Eukaryota, Fungi, Mucoromycota, Mucoromycetes, Mucorales, Cunninghamellaceae.
AUGAAUGUAAACGAUACUCGACCUAAUUGUUUACUUGUCGCUACUGAAACUAGACUCUUUCAACCUCAAGCAGAAGAUAUUCUUACUGAUGAAGACUUAUUGGAUUUAUUUCGUAUUGUAAAACAAGUCCUACGCAAGAAACCUGACUCGGAUAAACUAGCCAAACUUUUAUUUUGUGUGUCUUAUGCUUUAGGUGAUCAUGUCAAGUUCUUCAAACCUUUACAUGAAGAUAAGAUUCUUUUUCGGGACGAUGCUACAACAAAUAUUACUAUCAACGCUGUACGAUUACCAAAUAAUAGUUCUUGUUCACAAACAAAUACAUCCGAUCUAUCGAUUACAUCUGAUGAUACUUCAACUGAUCCUUUCACAGUUCGACCUUACACCAAUUUUCGACCGUUGUAUCCAGCUUCUUCCUCAUCUCCUGCUAUACCCAUACAUUCAUCCUUUGAACGUAGUCAUACUACAUCAUUACCACAAUCCGAAGUAUUAAUGGAACCCAAACAACGUGGAUUUUAUUAUCAAGAUGGAAGGAUUGCUCGUGAGCCUGUAUUAUUACAACGAUAUGCUGAACAAGGUAUUUUGACUCAAGCUUCUUUGAUGAGAAAAAGAAAACGACAUUCAACGGAUGCCAGUGUACCUUAUGAAAUCAAUCCACUUCCUCAACCUACCAAGAAACCAAAGAUUCCUCAUCGACAUGGUGAAUUUGAACAUCGACGAGAUGAUAUCAUUAAUCGAAUGCGAAGUAUCACAAUGCAAGAUUUGGAACAAAAAGCACAAAGGAUGCCAGUAGAUUUUGCACUUGUCAUAGAAAGAUCACCAGCACCAGAAACAUUCCCAGGAUCCAUGGAAGAAUUAAGCAAGGAACAAGCUGCGGAUUAUUUGGAACCAGCAUUACGCAUUUUGACCAGUCAUUCCAACAUGAAACCACAUCUUGAUAACGGUAUGAAUCAAAAUGGUAUUUAUUACAAUAGUGAUUACUUUAGACUUUAUAUGGCAUUUGAACAAUUCCAAAAGACAUUUGCUCAUUUAUUUCCCAACGAUGUGGUGAAAAUCCCAGAAGAUGAUUUCAAUCUUGAUGGUAUGGAAAGGGAUAAGGACAGAGAAAGGAACGCCAAUAUGAAAGCUUAUCGCAAUUGGAUUGAACCUUUAUUGACAGAAACAAAUUGGGCAGCCUUUCGACGAAAUAUUGUGGUGGGUGAACGAAUGAUGCAAUUGACCAAAGUCGUAGGUCAAGGUGUCUUAUUGAUGACCAAAGAACUUAGUGGAUCCAAAUUACAUUUGACUUUUACCAACAAUGAAUGGGAUGAAUUCAUCACAGGAUUAAGUUCAGGAAAAUGGGAUCAAACAAUCAAAUGGGAUUCAACAUCAACAUCAUCAACAUCAAGACUUGUAUCGGAAUUACGACAAAAAUUCAUCACUGAUUAUUGGUUUCAUCCUGAUGGUACCAUGGUUUCUUCCAAAGACCGCAAAUCUCUUUAUCGAUCAUCAUCCAUCAAUCAUAUUUCUUCAUCACCUCAUCAUUCUGGUACUGAUGACAAAAAAGGUUUGAUAAACAAUGCAACAUCUGGUGAUUUUUACAAAGUGGACACAAAUCUUUUUGGUGACAUUUAGAUGAUAUAUAUGUAUAUGCCUUUUUUAUUAUUUUACAUACUUUCCCCUUAGAAAUAUAUAUUAUCAUGAUUCUUUUUUUUUUUUUUUUACUUUCGUU